Octopus bimaculoides (California two-spot octopus) is the source of this 2830-nucleotide messenger RNA. RefSeq names its product N-acetyltransferase ESCO1. The record is from RefSeq and is a predicted model, not a curated record. NCBI's taxonomy places the organism in Eukaryota, Metazoa, Mollusca, Cephalopoda, Octopoda, Octopodidae. Gene Ontology annotation, biological process: mitotic sister chromatid cohesion. Gene Ontology annotation, cellular component: nucleus; chromatin. Gene Ontology annotation, molecular function: protein-lysine-acetyltransferase activity.
UGGCACUAACUGUUACUACAACCAAAAGCACCAAUCAAUUUGCAAGGCGCUUGAUUCAAGAGAAAGCCCGCGUCACUAAGGACUGUUGUGGCUGAGAGAAAAUCGUGUUUAUGAAUGUAUCGUCUCUUUAAAAUAUUAAUGUUAAUAGUAAAUGGAUAAUGACUGAAAUUGAAGCUUAUUUGUAUAAUUCGAUAUAAUGGCAUGGGCAGUUGUGUUUGUUAAAUAGCUAGUUAUUAUAACACACAUAUAUUUUAAAGACAGUAAACAUUUAAUUACCAUCACCACCGACUUAAUGCACUCCUUUAGGGAGCUGUUUGUUUCGCAACGUAUGCUCUCUUCAAAUAACUGAACCGAUAAUGACUGAAUUUGAAAUAAGUUUUUAAAAGGGCCCUGGGCAGUUAUUAAUUAUAAUACCGACAUACUUUAGAGAGAGGAAGUAUUUACGUCUGUUGAUGCUGUCUUGUUUGUUGUGUAGUUUCCAUUUAAGUUAAUCAACAGUUAAGUUCACAGAGAAAAUAAAUUAUGGCUAUUUGGCCCCUCAUAUCAUGAACAAUAUCUGACAGGUAAAACAUCCUGCCUGUCAUAUCCAGCAUCAUGGAAGCCAGUUUAAUUAGCAAUGUUGAUACUAAUGAAGAACCAUUGCUAAGUAGCAGCAUUGAUGAAGUGAAUAAUAAACCAUCAUUCACUGCUAAGUCUUUCUAUGGGAACAGCUGCACAACACCAAAGCCCAGGGUUAAGUUACCAUUUUACCUCCGCUACUCUCUUGGUGAAAGCAACUUAGGGAAUCACAGUGAAACAUCUCACUUGGCAGAUGUGGAGACAGGUUUACAUUCAGUUCCUGAAGGUCACUGGGAGGUUGAUACAGUAACUCCUCCGCAUUCUUCUGCUGCAUCAACUUCUUGUCAUCCCGAAGGUUCAAGACUUGCAUCUGGAGUUCAACAUCGACGCCGACCAUGCUAUUACAUUGAACCAAGUAAACGAUUAAAAUUCAUCCAUUCAGCACAACAAGAGUCAUCAACCAAAGUUGUAAGUGAAGACAUCAUAAGGAGUAUAGGAGUAGAGAACAUUAGUGUUGUAAUGCCACGCACUCCGAGUAUUGUCACAGAUAGCCCUACCACUGCAGAUAACAGUGGUGGCUGUGGCAGUGAGCGCAAGUUCUUUAAGAAUCGUCCGUCCUCAGUUAUCACUUCUCAGUCCCCGAUGUUGACAAAACUUGGUGGAGCUGGUAGCACCACUGUUGUUUGUCGAGGAUUCAGCUUGAAUUUUGUACCUCGUCGACUCAGUGCUAGUUUUGAGAAAAGGGGGAGGCGGAAAGAGAGGAAGUCACGUAAUCUUCGUCGUCCACAACGGAAAAAAAGCAACAGCAAUGGCUGUGUCAAGGAUGAGAAACCACUACCACCACUUUCAAAUAUAUUUCCCGAACUUGAUCUUCAGCCUCUUUCUUCUCCUGUAACUGUUGCACCCCUUCCCACAAACACCUGUGAUCACCUCAUAAAUCCUCAACAACAACAUGACGACCAAUUAUCUAUGGCUGAAGAUGAUUAUACUUAUUCCAAUUCUUGCGGUGGUUCUAGUUCUUCCUUGGUUCUCUUUUCAUCUGACUCUAACAGCUCAGAAAGCUCAAUCCCCCCAGAAAAGCCUCGCCUAUUUCCAAUCUUUUCCAACAGAAGGAACAUGCUACGUCAAGCUUCUUUAAAGGCUGCUUCUGAGAGUAGCAUUCUGUUGCCGAAAUUCAUUAAAGACAGUGCUGAUGCUAAACAGUUGACUUUGGAUGCCGGACAGAAAAGGUUUGGUGCCGUACAGUGUCCUCAAUGCAGCAUGUUUUAUACAAGAGCUGACCCUAUUGAUGAAACAACACAUGCCAAAUUCCACUACUCACUGUUGACCACUCUCAAGUUUACGGGUUGGAAGAAAGAAAGAGUUGUCCAAGAAUAUUCUGAAACAGGAUGUCGCAUCAUACUUGUUCUCCCCGAUGACCCAAAAUAUGUUAUCCGCAAGGUGGAAGACCUCAAUGAAGUAAUGGGCCAAGAACUUGGGUUUCCUGAUAGCACUUUAUCAUUCCAAUGUAACUACAAGAUCUUCCUGUAUAUCUCUGAUGAGAAAAGAAUUGAUGGUUGUUGUAUUGCUGAAGCAAUUAAAGAGGGUUUCCGAGUUGUACCAAAUAGUCCCAACGAGCAGAGUCAAACCCAGAUGAAGCAGGGGCGUCGACCCUGUUGCUGCCGCACUGAGCCAGAAGCCUGUCCCAUUGGAAUCAGUAAAAUCUGGGUGUAUGGUCCAAGCCGACGGACUGGUAUUGCUAGUAAACUGCUUGACUGUGUACGACACUGGUUCCAAUAUGGCGUGCCUGUGCCAAGAAACCAGCUGGCUUUCUCUGAUCCAACUCCUGAGGGGAUGUUGUUAGCCACCAAAUAUACAGGAUCAAUGUCAUUCCUUGUCUAUAAAUGCAAAACUAAUUAAAAUCAACAAUAAACUGCUACGUUGGAGCUAGGUGUUUUGGACCAUUUCUGCAGCACAUGGGGUUGCUGCAAAUGCUUCUACCAACUGAAUACAGAAUCUGUCUUUGUAGCAUGUAUAUACUACUACUGCCACCACCGUUCUCUACAUGAAGACCUAAGUGGUCAUGGUAUUUACUUGUAUCCUGAGUUUGUUGCUGCCGUAUCAUCACCUCCUCCCCACCAAAUGGUUGUGGACCUGUGCACUCACUGGUUUAUUACAAUCACCACCAACUGGGCAUGAACUGACUUUUCAAUCUUUGUUGUAGGACCACAGUUACAGCUUCAAGUUCCUUUCUUUUUUUCUCCUGGUUGUAAAAUAAAUUUUUUCUUCAAUC